UUACCCUUGGUCUUUAAAAGGACGUGCCUAAAAGCGGCUGUGAAGUUGACAGGUAAACGGCCAUAUCUUCUGUGUGUGCUAUUGACAGCGAAGCAAACACAUCAGUGAGAUAACAGACAGAUAAAGGAGAAAAAAACCGUCUGCGUGAAAAAAAGAAAAAGACAAGAAAAAGACGAUACGUUGCAGUGUUCGUGAGCGUUUAGACGUCUCCAUCAUUUGAUUUGUAUAGUCUCUGUAAUCUGUGGAGGUCCUUUCAGCUGUUGUGCUGUGGUCCAGAGACAAUCAUGAUCCUCCUGACUCCCUCCUCUGGUUUCUUCCAGUGUACCAACAAGCUCUUUCUGAGUGAUCAGGCCACAGGACUCCAGAUCAAGGAAUUUGCGCGUAAAAAUGCAGCUAACGCUCUGUCAGUUGCCAACAUGGUCAUGGGCAUGGCCUCCAUUCUCAGCAGUCUUAGCGGGCACCAUCAUGCUGCGUGUUGGCUGGUCCUGAUUGGCUACCUGCUGGAUUUGGCAGAUGGAGCAGUUGCCAGGCGACUUGAUGCUUGUUCUGCACUGGGUGCAAAGCUAGAUGAUUUUGCUGACUUCACAACCUUUGGCAUUGCCACAUCGUUGCUCCUGAGGACACCUGACCUCCUGGACAACAUCCUAUGCAUGUGUUACGUCCUGUCUGUGUUCGUCCGCCUCUGUUUCUUCUCAAGUGGCAUCCCAUUCAUGUAUCGUGGCCUGCCCUGCAUCUACUCUUCAGCCAUCCUGGCCAGUGCCUCUCUGCUGUCGGGGGGAAACAUGGCCAUGUUGCGGGUCAUCGCAGUGGCCAUGAUCCUAUUCAUGAUCAGUCAGAACUUCUACCCCCACGACAGAGUGCUGGAGUCUCAGGCCUGGAAAAAAGCAGUCUACGCUGGAGGAGUCAUCAUGGUGUUCUGCUCUUCUUUCCCACCUGCAUGUGUGUACUACUUACUGUGGUCUGUCUCCUACAUUUUGUUCCCAACAUCCCUUUGGAGCAGCAAGGUGUAAAAGGGUUGUUGGCUUUGCCAUAAACUCCAGAAUAGUUUGACCUCUGGCCCAUCUGGGUAAACUGAGGCUUCCAGACUGCUGCUGCUCCUUACUGCCAUGGAGGAUCCAAACUAAACAUGCUCAUGCACCACAGGCGAACACUCGCUCUAUUUAACCUUUAUUUUGAUGUGACACCUCUAAGACAAAACCAGGAUUGAAGAGAGUUGGGUGAGAAGGACAUGUUAAUGUUAGUUGUAAGGAUUAACUGUCAUGCUGUCUUACUUGGUGCACAUUCACUGAAGCCAUGGUGACUUGUUCAAAAAAACUGAAUUUUCAUCAGGUUCAUCUCUUGUGUAAUCUCCCUACCACAGUAUUAAUCCAAUCUUUCAUCAGUGUUGUGAAAGUGCGGCAGCAGGGCACAUCAUCCUUUCUAUUUCAAAUGAAACAACUGCAUACAUUUUUUGUAUGUUCUUACCUCCAAUUUGGUUUUUUAAAAUGUUUAAUUUUGUCAUUACAUAGCACAUUGAAACAACUUUUUCCCAGUGUUGAGUAUAGCUGAAUGAGUAACUGUUUGAGUGCUCAGUAGGUAAGGCCUCCGAUCUAUAAAUGAUUUCUCAGCAGCAUUUUCAAGAUUCAAAAUUCAGUGUCCUUUCUGUUUUUUUCUUUAACAAAGUGACGGGCAUUCAUACAGCAUUAUGACUGUGUUACCUGACAGCUGUUUAUCAGGGUUGGGUUCAUUUAAUUUCCAUAGUAUUCAGGUCAGGGGUGUGUAUUUCCUCCAAAUCAUUUUCCAUUAGUAAUUAAGUAUGUUUUGAAUGGAUUUAACUGAAGCGCACUGACCCCACUCGUGGCCUCUUUGAAUUAAGGACUUGUUUUUCUUUUGUUUAUAUUUCAAGACUUUUAGUUUUUUAACAAGUUGUCACUUUGUCCAAGAAACUAUGUGUUAGAUUUCCAAAUUUCUUCUAUGUAUGAUUUUAUUGGGUCAUUGUAUGUGUUCGCCUCUGUUUUAAGAGGCAUUGCAGUUCAAAUACUAAAUCCACACUGGAUCACCAUCACAUCUUCUGACUACAAUUAAAUCACUGACGUUACUGCAGUUGUUACUGAUUUAGGCGGGGUCAGAAAUGCAACAUGAGUGAAAGUUGCAACCCGCAAAUGGCACUGCAACAGCAGUUUUCUGCCUCAUUUGAGUCAGUGUGAAUUUACCCUCAAAGACAACACAGAAACUGCAAAUCCUGCCAUCUAGUGGUGAAGCACUUCAUCUUUCUGCCUGUUUUGCCUCCACCCUAAAAUUGUUGUUAAGCUGUUCCCCAGUCAAUGUUGGCUGUGAUCACUCUGCAAUGCAGAGGCUUUGAAUCCUUAAACCCACAGAGGUUGAGGAAGGAAAGGAUACGUGUGUUGUUACUCUUUAACUUGGCCAGUAUUCAGUCUGAGGGACAUAACUUUCUUUUGUAAAUCAGUCCUUUUCAUUUAGGACACUUUUAUGGCAUCACUCAUCGUGUCUCACAAUUGGUAUUUGUGCCUCUGAGCUGAGACUAUAUAUUGUGAGUGACAUGGGGAGAUUAUAGCCUAUAGUUUUAUAAAGCUGUACAGAAACUACAGUUCAAAGUACUAUUGAGAAAUAUAAGAUAACAGCACAGAGUAACAGGUAAAUACAUCUGUUCUCAGCCCUAAAUAUUAUAAAUGCUUAAAUUGAUCUUAUAGAAAUGGUCAUCUUUGAGCUUGUAAUCAGAGGUGUCAAAAUAAAGGGUAUGACAUCACUUGCAUUGAAGUUCAGUGACUUUAAUUUUUUGAACCUUCUAUAAGCCAUAACUCAUAGUUUUAGCAAGUUGUGAGUUAUCUAAAUGAGUCUACCUAACGGAGCUCUACCUCAAAAGCUCUGUUUUUAUUUUUUUUUAAAUAAUGCAAGAGGUCACGUCUUCUGAUUCGGAUACUGAUCUAAACCCACAGUGGGGGUUGACAAGGUUCGUGAAUGUGCUUUAGUGCAUUCAGGUUUCCUGUGUGGUUGUUUUGCUUU
Messenger RNA from Scomber scombrus (Atlantic mackerel), 3003 nucleotides. It is a transcript of the gene tmem269, whose product is annotated as transmembrane protein 269. The transcript is spliced from 7 exons. Gene Ontology annotation, molecular function: phosphotransferase activity, for other substituted phosphate groups. Bases 285 to 1010 code for a protein of 241 amino acids. Lineage: Eukaryota; Metazoa; Chordata; Actinopteri; Scombriformes; Scombridae. Gene Ontology annotation, biological process: phospholipid biosynthetic process. Gene Ontology annotation, cellular component: membrane. The record is from RefSeq and is a predicted model, not a curated record.